GGAAGCGAAGCGAAGCAAAGCAAAAGCAAAGCAAAGCAAAGCAUGGUAUAAAUCCCAUCUCCCUCUCGCUCUCUACAUUCGCUCUUUUUGAUAAAAAGGAAGAACAAUCCAGUCCAGUUAAUCGUCAUCAAACAAGAAGGAUACGCGCUCUGAUUCAAGACUGUUAUAGAUAUUUUCCCUGGUUUUUAAAACCCUAAUUUUGCGAUUUUGUUGGAUGGGAAUCAAUUUAAUUUCAUGCAUUGGUGUCAGAACAAAGUGAUUGAAUUAUCGCUGGUUAUCAGAGAGAGGGUCAUCAAUCUUGGUGGAUCUGGUUGUCAUGAGAAGGUUGCCCCAGAGGUUUUUGUAUGCGUCACACAUAGAUUUAAUUUCACGGGAUUCGUCGUCGGUGGUGCUAGGGUUCUCUUAUGUUUGACGACAAAUUAGGGGAUCAUUAUGCAGCUACACUUCUCACCUAGCAUGAGAAGUGUAACGAUAUCGAGCAGCAAUGGGUUUAUUGACUUGAUGAAGAUCAAGGUCGCAGCUCGUCACAUUUCUUACCGAACUCUUUUCCAUACCAUCCUCAUCCUUGCUUUCUUGCUACCUUUUGUAUUCAUCCUCACCGCUCUUGUUACCCUAGAAGGUGUCAACAAGUGCUCCUCAUUUGAUUGUUUGGGCAGGCGUUUGGGUCCAAAGCUUCUCGGAAGGGGUGAUGAUUCAGAGAGGCUUGUUAAAGACGUCUACAAUAUUCUUAAUCAAGUGAACACAGAAGAAGUGCCAGUUGGCUUAAAGAUCCCUGAUAACUUUACACAGCUUGUCUCAUACAUGAAAAGCAACAAGUACACUGCCAACGAUUUUGCUAUCAUAUUGAAACAAAUGAUGGAGAGAUCUGAGAGGGAGAUUAGAGAAUCUAAAUUCCAAGAACUAAUGAACAAACACUUUGCAGCAAGUUCGGUUCCAAAAGGCAUCCAUUGCCUCUCUUUGAGGUUGACCGAUGAGUACUCGUCUAAUGCUCAUGCACGGCGGCAGUUGCCAUCACCAGAAUUUCUUCCAGUUCUUUCUGAUAAUUCCUAUUAUCAUUUUAUCCUGCCAACUGAUAAUAUCCUGGCAGCUGCGGUUGUAGUCACUUCUGCCGUCCAGUCAUCUCUAACUCCUGAGAAGAUCGUCUUCCAUGUGAUAACUGAUAAGAAAACUUAUGCAGGCAUGCACUCAUGGUUUGCCUUAAAUACCAUCUCCCCUGCCAUUGUUGAAGUAAAAGGUGUUCAUCAGUUUGAUUGGUUGACGCGAGACAAUGUUCCAGUUCUUGAAGCUGUGGAAAAUCAUAAUGUAAUUCGAAAUUACUACCAUGGAAAUCAUAUAUCAGGGGCUAAUCUUGAUGAUACUACUCCUAGAUCAUUUGCCUCCAAAUUGCAGGCUAGAAGCCCCAAGUACAUAUCAUUGCUCAAUCAUCUUCGUAUAUAUCUGCCAGAGCUUUUCCCGAACCUUGACAAAGUGGUUUUCUUAGACGACGACAUUGUAAUUCAACGGGAUUUGUCCCCACUUUGGGAAAUUGACCUCGGUGGAAAUGUUAAUGGAGCAGUUGAAACUUGCAAAGGUGAAGAUUCAUGGGUAAUGUCUAAGCGGUUCAGAAACUACUUCAACUUUUCUCACCCACUGGUAGCAAAAAGUUUGGACCCAGAGGAGUGUGCUUGGGCAUAUGGGAUGAACAUCUUUGACUUGCGUGCAUGGAGAAAGACCAACAUAAGAGAAACAUAUCAUGCAUGGCUAAAAGAGAAUUUGAGGUCGAAUUUGACAUUAUGGAAGCUUGGAACUCUACCACCAGCCUUGAUUGCAUUUAGGGGACAUAUUCAACCUAUUGACCCUUCAUGGCACAUGCUGGGCUUGGGAUACCAGAAGAAUACAAGCAUCGAGAGUGUAAAAAAGGCUGCUGUAAUACAUUACAAUGGGCAAUCCAAACCAUGGUUACAGAUAGGCUAUGAGCAUCUUCGUCCUUUUUGGUCGAAAUAUGUCAACUACUCCAAUGAAUUUGUCAAGAAUUGCCACAUCUUGGAGUCGUAAAUGCUCAGGGUAUUAUAAGUGUAUAAACGAAAGGAUGGGACAAGGCUUAGGGCUCUCAUAUGAGAAGCUCAAGUUAUCAAAGAAUUUAGUCAAUACAUUUCUAUAGAAUCAACAAGAAAUCAGCCAGAUUGGUGAUUACUACUCUUCAAAUGGCUUAUCUGCUGCUGCUUUCCCAAGUAAUGCAUCACUGCCACCAGUGUAAGAAGAUUCAUUCUUUGGGUAUGUAACACAACACUUUCUUUAUUUGGACAAUUUUCAGCCUUCCCCAUAAGGGGAAGGUGCCUUGCCUAUAUUUUAGCCCAUAGGAAUCAUGCGGUCAUCACCUGUAGCUUGUAGGAAGCCUGAAUGCACCAGAAAAGAAAAGCUAGGGGAUGGAGGGAGACCCUCUAAAGGUUCAACUUUAGCCUAAUUAGCUUAAGAAAUUAUAUGAUUCUUUCRGYWGUUGCAUUUUAUUACAUACUUGUGUCUGAUCUKUAGGCAGUAGAUGGUUGGAAUUGGUUUGUUACAGGRAUUUSAUUCUUAGAGCCAASUAUUUGUAUUCAUGAGAAACAUUUAURAUGUGCAGUAAAUUCUUUUUGAUCC
Molecule: messenger RNA, 2616 nt
Organism: Cynara cardunculus var. scolymus (artichoke)
Lineage: Eukaryota; Viridiplantae; Streptophyta; Magnoliopsida; Asterales; Asteraceae
Product: probable galacturonosyltransferase 13
Exons: 6
Coding region: 433-2034 (533 amino acids)
Molecular function (GO): polygalacturonate 4-alpha-galacturonosyltransferase activity
Source: RefSeq, a predicted model, not a curated record